Molecule: messenger RNA, 411 nt
Organism: Lycium barbarum (goji berry)
Lineage: Eukaryota; Viridiplantae; Streptophyta; Magnoliopsida; Solanales; Solanaceae
Exons: 1
Coding region: 1-411 (136 amino acids)
Molecular function (GO): nucleic acid binding; RNA-DNA hybrid ribonuclease activity
Source: RefSeq, a predicted model, not a curated record
AUGGGCCAAGGAGAAUGGGCCACCAAAAAUGACAAAAUCUUGCAGUAUGCGAACUUGGCACAAAGGUUGUGUAAAAUGUUCACAAAGAUUGAAUUCAGGCAUACUCUAAGAGAUCAGAACGAGUUUGCCGAUGCGUUGACCAAGAUAGCAUCAAUGAUUCAGCAUCCUGAAAGCAGUCACAUUGACCCUCUGCAGAUAAGCCUGAAGGAAGAGCAUGCCUAUAAUUCCCUCAUGGAAGUAGAGCCAGAUGGAAAACCAUGGUACAACGACAUCAAGAUGUAUUUGGAGAAACGAGAUUAUCCCGAAGGUAUCACAAGUGGGCAAAAGAAAACCGUCAGAAGAAUGGCCAACAGUUUCUUCCUGAACAAGGAAAUACUAUACAAACGGACAUCGUACUUGGGUUUGCUCUGA